Molecule: messenger RNA, 3741 nt
Organism: Epinephelus fuscoguttatus (brown-marbled grouper)
Lineage: Eukaryota; Metazoa; Chordata; Actinopteri; Perciformes; Serranidae
Product: zinc finger and SCAN domain-containing protein 29-like
Exons: 4
Coding region: 2264-2908 (214 amino acids)
Source: RefSeq, a predicted model, not a curated record
CUGAUAUGAACAUAGACUGGAAUUCUUCUUCUUGUCCAAUGAAAAAGAAACUAAUGAAUACCUGUGCAGCUUUCGGAUUAUCACAAGUUGUUAAUAAGCCAAUGAGAAUUUGUUUGAAAAAUAAUGGCAAGACAGUGGCGACUUGUAUUGAUCAUAUUUAUUUGAACACUCCUGAGGUCUGUUCCAAAUCCAUAUCUCUGCCUAUAGGAUGUACAGAUCACAAUCUCAUUGCAAGGAAAACAAAAGUUCAAAAAGCCGGUUCAACAACAAUGCACAGCACACAAGAUAAUAAGGCAGCAGCAGAACCCCGAUAAAUUCAGGCACGUUCAAAGGCCAGACUAAUAACCUCAGUUAAUAAUACUAGCUCUAUGUCUACCAAAACACGAAAAUCUGAAAUCAAGCUCCACACAACUUCAUCCUAAAGGCUUAGCCUACUUCCACCAUUAACCAUAGGCGCCCCCUCUUGGACAGAAGACAGCACAACCAAAUUAUAACAACAGAAACAUAAAUCUUACACCAACCACAAUGCAUAUUACAAUUCAAUUCAAUUUUAUUUAUAAAACCCAAUAUCACAAAUCACAAUUUGCCUCACAGGGCUUUACAGCAUACGACAUCCCUCUGUCCUUAUGAUCCUCGCAGCGGAUAAGGAAAAACUCCCCAAAAAAACCCCUUUAACGGGGAAAAAAAACGGUAGAAACCUCAGGAAGAGCAACUGAGGAGGGAUCCCUCUUCCAGGACGGACAGACGUGCAAUAGAUGUCGUACAGAACAGAUCAGCAUAACAAAUUAACAGUAAUCCACAUGACACAAUGAGACAGAGAAAGAGAGAGAGAGAGAGAGAGAUGCAGGUAAUGACAGUAGCUUACAACAACAUUAUUGAAAGUAAUAAUAUUAUAGUUAUAGUUCUGGCUACUGCGGUACAAUAUGUUGAAAGUAUGUAUUAAUAUCUGGCAGUAUACAAGUGUGACAGUAGUCAUAUGUGUAUAAUAACAGUAGAAGUAUGACUAAUGACUAAUGAUGGCAGCAGCAGCAGGAGGCAUCUGGCAGGACCACGACAGCAGCACAACCACACACGUCACGCUGUCCAGGCACCGCUGCGAUAUGAGUUAAUCUGAGAGACAGUGGAGCACAAAGGCUCCGGAGAAGAAGCCGAGUUAGUGACAUCCAGAAUGGCCGAGUUAGCAAGAUGCAGUAAUAGAAUGAGAGAGAGAGAGAGAGAGAGAGAGAGAAAAGGAGCCUGGUGUAUUAUAGGGGGGUCCUCUGGCAGACUAGGCCUAAGUCAGCCUAACUAGGGGCUGGUACAGGGCAAGCCUGAGCCAGCCCUAACUAUAAGCUUUAUCAAAGAGGAAAGUCUUAAGUCUAGUCUUAAAUGUGAAGACGGUGUCUGCCUCCCGGACCGUAACAGGAAGAUGAUUCCACAGGGGAGGAGCCUGAUAGCUGAAGGCUCUGGCUCCUGAUCUACUUUUGGAGACUUUAGGGACCACGAGUAACCCUGCGUUCUCAGAGCGCAGAGUUCUGGUGGGAUAAUAAGGCACUAUGAGCUCUCUAAGAUAUGACGGAGCUUGACCAUUUAGAGCUUUAUAAGUUAACAGUAGGAUUUUAAAUUCAAUUCUGGAUUUUACAGGGAGCCAGUGCAGAGAAGCUAAAACAGGAGAAAUAUGAUCUCGUUUCUUAGUUCCUGUUAGUGCAUGUGCUACUGCAUUCUGAAUUAGCUGGAGAGUUUUUAAGGACUUACUAGAGCAACCUGAUAAUAGAGAGUUACAGUAAUCCAGCCUUGAGGUAACAAAAGCGUGGACCAAUUUUUCUGCAUCUUUUCGGGUCAGGAUAGGCCUAAUUUUUGCAAUAUUACGCAGAUGAAAAAAUGCAGUCUGUGAGGUUUGUUUUCCAUGAGAAUUAAAAGACAAAUCUUGAUCAAAUGUUACUCUGAGGUUUCAUACGGUAGUGCUAGAGGCCAGAGCAAUGCCAUCUAGAGAAACUAUGACUACGUUUACAUGCAGUCAAUAACCCUUUCAUAACCGGAAUAUUAGCAAUAACCCGGUUGCGCACGGCCAUGUAAACACCAUGAAAAACCGGAAUAUGCUCAUAUUCCGGUUUUUAAAAACCCGAAUAUGACCCCUGGGUUACUCCUUUUCUAACCCGAAUAUUUGGUCAUGUAUACGCCUGUCGGAAUAUCCCCAUUGAACGGAACAUUAAUUUGAGUUCUGCGCAUGUUCUAUUCGCAAGGAAUCUUGGUCUUUUGAGUGCAGGAACUACUUGUUGAUAACAUGGCGAAACGGAGGACAUCACACUUUUGGAGCGAGGAGGAGACAAAUCACCUGGUAAAUGUGGUGAAAUAUAUGAAUAUCAUGUCAUUUGUAGACGGUAGAAAGUACCGGGACAGCGAAAUAUACAAGAAAGUGAGCGAAAAGUUACGCGAAGCAGGGUUUGUACGAACGCCAGACCAGAUCAAGCACCGCUGGAAGACGCUGAAAAAGGCGUACUACAAGGCCAAGAGGCAAAACGCUACUAGCGGGUCCGACCCAUCUACCUUCCCCCAGUUCGACAUAAUGGAUGAGAUUUUCGGGCAAAGACCCAUUACUACUGCCCAAAACAGCGGGGUUGAUGUCGGCUUUGAGGAUGAACAAGAACAACCUGAUGAAAGCGACCAAGAGGGUGAUGUAGACCUUGGAGAGCCAGCCACCCCUGUGUCUACAGCAAGCAACGUAACAAGUGGAAGUGGCUCACUUGAUCUUGAAGAAGAUGAUGAUAACGAAGAGAAUGGAGCAAGUGGACUUUCUACACAGCCAUCCAAUGCCACUGCACCUCCUCAGUCUACACAGCCAUCCAAUGCCACUGCACCUCCUCAGUCUACACAGCCAUCAAAUUCCACUGCGGCUACUCCGGGUAAGAUUUCAGCAUCUUAUUAUUAAGGCAUAACUGGUUAGAGCAUAGUAUUGUAACAUUAAGUUCAUCCUCUUCCUUGUGUAAUGUCUGAAAAUACUUUAUAAUCCGUUUCUUUAGUGGUCACUUUGAUAUAGUGAUAAAAAAAGCUAUAUCAUGUAGUAUAGCUGAUGGUGCAAGCUAAGGUCUGUCUUGUCUGCUCUAGGUGGGUCAAGUCGCAGGUCCAGGCCCCGUGGGACUACUUCACUUUCUCAACAAGAGUUCAUGGAGAGAAUGCAGCACGCACAGAACCAAUGGAUUGAGCAGCAGAGGCAGUUGAGCCACGCUAGGGAUGACGCACUCAUGUCUCGACUGAUCACUGAAACAAGCCGCUCAAUGGGAAUGUUAGUCUCCCAACUACUGACAGGGUUAGGUACCCUAUUGCAGCAGCCAUUUCAGCCCCAGCCUAUGUUUACUCCGUCUCAGCCUCAGCCAAUGUAUACCCCGUACAACAACACUUACGACAACUAUGGGCUUCCCCCUCCUCCCCAUCGUAACCCAUACCCAAACACACCUCAGUCUGAAGGUGAAGCUGACGAUGGUGACCAAGGUUUGAGAUUCUGCCAACUCCGGUAGUGCCCCACCUCCACAUCGUAACCCAUAUCCAAACACCUCAGUCUGAAGUGAUCGAGGUUUGCUAAAAAAUGACCAAGUUUUGAGAAGGUUCGAUCUACCUCAUUUAUGAUUGUUGGGACACUAGUUUCACAGUUUUGUUGUUCUGCUGUUAUUCCAUAAUGGCCGUUGCACUUCUCCUUACACUUGAAAGUAUCUUUGUACGUUUUUUUACACGUACACUUAAAAGUAUUUUUGUAAAAUGUUUACA